ACUCGAAAUAUAACAAACAUCCACCAUUUGCAUUCUGCAUUGCAUCGAAAGGCUCUUUCUUUAGCCUUAUAUCGUAACCUAAUUCACCCACCUUUCUCGAUUAAUUGCCUUGAGAAACGAUGUCUAAGCAGACUCCAGGUAACUACCCACAAAAACCUCAGCAGCCUUACCCUGCACAGCCCAGCUAUCCACAGCAGUCGGGUGGCUACCCCCAGGCUAAUUUCCCCCAGGCAUCCCCACAGCAAGCAGGCUAUCAACAGUCGUACGGUGUCCCACCACCAGCCUACUCCCCGUACCCCCAGUCAGGGCCAGUGCCCCAACACCCACCACAGCAGUUCUACCCAACGCAGCAACCCCCAGCGCAGUACCCCCAAUAUGCUGCUCCAAUCUCCCAAGGUACUUUUGACCCUGGAGCAAGAUUUGGUCCAGGUACUGGAGCCUCUCCAAAUGUUCCGCCUCCACCUCCAGGAUGUAUGCCAACCGCAGCACAGGUGGCGGCCUCCCAGGGUCAGUCUGUUGUUAUGAACCAGGGGAAGGAAGGCUGGUUCAGUGGCGGCUCAGAUGGGGGAUACACUAUCUGGUAAAGACCACAAGCACCAGCUAAACAGGAAUCAAUCAUAGGAUAGCAUCAGGCUUUAAUUCAUAAUCAAUGUAACAUAACAUUUUAAUCCAAGCAAAAGUCAAUGUAUUCAUGCCUUUUGGCAGUCAUACAUAGUGAUUUUAAAAUAACCAUGUAGUAGCCACAUUUGGGUGACAGGUUUUAAGCCCUGAAAUGUCCUGGUCCAUUCAUCUAUGUAGUGUACGGAAUAAAGUGUACCAUAUAAAAUGUGUGUACAAAAAAAAAAACUGCUAUUCAGCUCUUUUUUUAUAAGAACAUUUUUUAAAAGAGCGUCCAGCCUGAGAUUCACCCAAAUUUCAAGAACAUGUUUAGAACAGCGAAAUACUGUUUUCAUUAUAAACAAUUGUUUAAUUUUCUUCUAAUAGUUCAUUGGGUUAUUUUUAUUUACUUAAAAAAAAACGCCCUAGCCUGUGUACAACCAUUACUCUGAUGAAGGAACACUACUAUCUGGGUAUUUUGAUUGAUUUGUAUAGUGUACGCAGUGUCUCUUUAGUGCUCAUGAGGUCUUUCAAUGGAUUAGUAGAGUGUAUAAGAGUCCAGUCCUCGUUUCACGUUGUUUUGUAAACAUGCAAGUUAUGUAUAUGAUUCUUUUUUUUUAAUAUUAAGAUAGAAGUUUUGUAAUUAAUGUGAUGUUAAUCAUGUAGAUAGAUUUUAAACUGAUGUUUGUGUC
This is a messenger RNA of Nematostella vectensis (starlet sea anemone), 1289 nucleotides long. Its product is annotated as DAZ-associated protein 2. Bases 120 to 584 code for a protein of 154 amino acids. The record is from RefSeq and is a predicted model, not a curated record. Lineage: Eukaryota; Metazoa; Cnidaria; Anthozoa; Actiniaria; Edwardsiidae. The transcript is spliced from 4 exons.